Solanum pennellii is the source of this 4795-nucleotide messenger RNA. Its product is annotated as putative phospholipid-transporting ATPase 9. Gene Ontology annotation, biological process: phospholipid translocation. The transcript has 10 exons. Gene Ontology annotation, cellular component: plasma membrane. NCBI's taxonomy places the organism in Eukaryota, Viridiplantae, Streptophyta, Magnoliopsida, Solanales, Solanaceae. The record is from RefSeq and is a predicted model, not a curated record. The coding region runs from base 1067 to 4372 and encodes 1101 amino acids. Gene Ontology annotation, molecular function: ATP hydrolysis activity; magnesium ion binding; ATPase-coupled intramembrane lipid carrier activity.
ACAGAGGAAGACCAACAAACAAAAGACAAAAAGGAACAAUUUUUUUACUAAAUUCUUGAAAAAAUUAUUCUUUUUUUGUUUAAACCCAGCAUGAAUUGUUGAAAAGAUGAAAACUUUACUGGGAAAUUACUAUUUUCUUUAAUGGGGUUUUGAUUUUCUUUUUUUUUUUAGGUGAAAAGUUUUAAUUUUUACUUUUUUUUUCUUCAAGAAUUCAUUUGCGCGUGUAGAAUCAAAAUAUAUGUCAAGUCAAUGUAUAUGAAAGAGGAAAUGUAAGAGAAAUAGAGAGAUCCCAAGUCAAUGUUCAAAGGUUUUGUGCUAAAUGGGAGAAAAAUCAAAUAUUAGAACAAUUAAUUAUUUUCUCCCAAAUUGAGUUUUUUAUUGUCUACUGUACACCCUUUUGUAUAUUGUACAAUAUGUUUGUAUAUUAUAUAUAUAUAGAGAGAGAUAGUAGCUGGCAUACUCUCUCUCUUCUUCGUUAAAUUUAUGUUACUUUGAUUCUUUGAUUUGUUCAAGCUUGAAGUUUAGGAAUACUGGGACAUAUUUUGCAUCAACUGUUGAUAAAGAUUAGAACUUUGUAGCUGAAUCUUGUGGUCAAGACUUGUUUUUUUGAGUUUUUUUGUCAAUCUUGGAAAACCCCCACCUACUAUUUCCUCUAGUUUUUGGCUAUACUUGGGUUAGUUACCCAAUUUCUUUGUGUUGGUUCAUCCUUUGUGUCUGGGGGUUUGGAGAUUUUAGUUGGGGGUCAAUUCUUGAGAAGUUAUUUAUUAUAAAGUUCUGAUCUUUGGUGUUUCUGGGCAUUUUCAGAAGGUGAUUCUUGGGAAAAAAAACUGCAUUACCUCUUUGGGAGUUUAGUUUCUUGGAUUAGUUUAUUUGGGUUGUUUCAUUUUUGGUGUCUGAGGUUUUGGAAGCUUUAGCUGGGGUUCAAUUAUUGGAAAGUAAUUUAUCAUAAAGUUCUGAUCUUUGGUGUUUCUGGGCAUUUUUCAGAAGGUGAUUCUUGGAAAAAACUGCAUUAUCCCUUUGGGAGUUUGUUUUUUCCUGUACUGUGUAGUUGGUUUCUGGUAUUGGAAUGAGGACAGGGAGAAGGAAGAAGCUACAUUUUAGCAAUUUUUACUCAUUUAGAUGUGGGAAAGCAUCAGUUUUGAGUGAUGAUCAUUCACAAAUUGGAGGGCCUGGAUUUUCCAGAGUGGUGUUUUGCAAUGAACCAGAUAGUUUUGAGUCUGGAAUUAGGGAAUAUGCUGGGAAUUAUGUCAGCACAACAAAAUAUACUGCUGCAACUUUCUUGCCAAAGUCCUUGUUUGAGCAAUUUAGAAGAGUAGCUAACUUCUACUUUCUUGUUACUGGUAUCUUGGCUUUUACACCAUUGGCUCCUUACACUGCUUUAAGUGCCAUUCUUCCUCUUGUACUUGUUAUUGGAGCUACUAUGGUUAAAGAGGGUAUUGAAGAUUGGCGUAGAAAACAACAGGAUGUUGAGGUGAACAGUAGGAAGGUUAAAGUACACCAUGGAGAUGGAGUUUUUAAUCUUACUGAAUGGCGACAUUUGAAAGUUGGUGAUAUUGUUAAGGUGGAGAAGGAUCAAUUCUUUCCGGCCGACCUUCUUUUGCUUUCGUCUUGUUUUGAUGAUGCGGUUUGCUAUGUUGAGACCAUGAACCUUGAUGGAGAGACUAAUUUGAAGCUUAAACAGGCAUUGGAGGUUACUUCAUCCUUGCAUGAAGAUGCAAACUUCAAAGACUUUAAAGCUUUAGUUAAAUGUGAAGAUCCUAAUGCUAAUUUGUAUACUUUUGUUGGAAGUAUGGAAUACGAAGAACAACAGAAUCCUCUUUCUCCCCAGCAAUUACUCCUCAGAGACUCUAAAUUGCGCAACACAGAAUAUAUAUAUGGGGCUGUUAUCUUUACUGGUCAUGACACAAAGGUCAUGCAGAAUGCAACAGACCCCCCUUCGAAAAGAAGCAAAAUUGAGAGGAAGAUGGAUAGAAUCAUUUACUUCUUAUUUGCAGUUCUAUUCGCAAUUGCUUUUGUUGGAUCAGUCUACUUUGGAAUUGUGACUGAAAAGGAUCUAGAUGACAGACAUAACAGGUGGUAUCUACAACCUGAAAAUUCAGACAACUCCGUGGCUGGUACUGCUUAUGGACGUGGUAUUACAGAAGUUGAAAAGGCCAUGGCUAAGAGAAAUGGAUCUCCACUGAUGGCAAAAAGUAAUGAUCAUGGUGAGGAUGGUGUUGUUACUCCUAGGAAGUCCACCGUUAAAGGUUUCAAUUUUGAAGACGAAAGAAUCAUGAAUGCGAGUUGGCUUUUUGAGCCUCAUUCAGAUGUAAUACAGAAGUUCUUCCGUUUGUUAGCAGUCUGUCAUACAGUCAUACCAGAAGUAGAUGAAGUUACAGGCAAGGUUUCUUAUGAAGCUGAGUCUCCAGAUGAAGCAGCCUUUGUGAUUGCUGCUAGGGAAGUUGGUUUUGAAUUCUUUAAAAGGACACAGACAAAUGUGUCGGUACAUGAAUUGGAUCUGGAAUCUGGCAAGAGAAUUGAGAGGUCAUACAAGAUUUUGAACGUUUUGGAGUUUAAUAGUACAAGAAAAAGGAUGUCUGUCAUUGUAAAGGAUGAGGACGGAAAGAUCUUGUUACUCUCCAAAGGUGCUGACAGUAUCAUGUUUGAAAGACUCGGCAAGAGUGGUAGAAGGUUUGAACAAGAAACAAGGGAUCAUGUGAAUGAGUAUGCUGAUGCAGGUUUGAGGACCUUGAUACUGGCUUAUCGUGAGCUCAGUGAAGAAGAAUACAAAACUUUCAAUGAGAAAUUUUUAGAGGCCAAGAAUUCAGUCAGUGAAGACCGUGAAGCAAUCAUUGAUGCAGUAACAGAUAAGAUAGAAAAAGACUUGAUUCUUCUUGGUGCUACUGCUGUAGAGGACAAACUUCAACCAGGGGUUCCUGAUUGCAUUGACAAACUUGCUCAAGCAGGCAUAAAGAUUUGGGUUUUGACCGGGGAUAAGAUGGAAACAGCCAUUAAUAUCGGUUAUGCGUGUAGUUUGCUUAGACAAGGAAUGACGCAAAUUAUCAUAACACUGGAAAGCCCUGAAAUUAUAGCUGUAGAGAAAGCCGGAGAAAAGAAUGCCAUUGCCAGGGCUUCAAAGGGAAGUGUUACACAGCAAAUUACUGAAGGAAAGGCUCUACUUACUGCUUCAAGCACAGAGGCAUUUGCUUUGAUCAUUGAUGGGAAAUCUCUUACUUAUGCCCUAGAUGAUGAAGUGAAAGAUAUGUUUUUAGACCUUGCAAUCAAAUGUGCCUCUGUUAUAUGCUGUCGUUCUUCACCAAAACAGAAGGCACUGGUAACAAGACUUGUCAAAAACGGUACUGGAAAGAUUACAUUGGCAGUUGGAGAUGGAGCUAAUGAUGUAGGAAUGCUUCAAGAAGCUGAUAUCGGAGUUGGAAUCAGUGGCGUCGAAGGAAUGCAGGCUGUUAUGUCAAGUGAUGUUGCAAUUGCUCAGUUCCGAUUUUUGGAGCGCUUGCUUUUAGUGCAUGGCCAUUGGUGUUAUAGAAGGAUCUCUACUAUGAUAUGCUACUUCUUCUACAAAAACAUCGUAUUUGGUGUCACUCUGUUCUUAUAUGAGGGAUAUGCAUCAUUUUCUGGACAACCAGCAUACAAUGAAUGGUUUCUGUCAACUUACAAUGUCUUCUUCACAUCACUCCCGGUGAUUGCUUUGGGAGUUUUUGAUCAAGAUGUAUCUGCCAGAUUGUGUCUUAAGUUCCCUUUGCUGUACCAAGAAGGUAUCCAGAAUCUCCUUUUCAGAUGGCGUCGUAUAAUUGGCUGGAUGGUCAAUGGCGUUUGCAGCGCGGUGAUAAUCUACUUCUUCUGCAUAACAGCACUAGAUCCUCAAGCCUUUAAAGAAGACGGUAAAGUUGCUGAAUUUCCUGUUGUUGGAGCAACCAUGUACACAUGUGUUGUUUGGGUUGCCAACUGCCAGAUGGCUCUUGCUAUCAGUUAUUUUACCUUAAUCCAGCAUAUAGUCAUCUGGGGUGGAAUUGCUCUCUGGUACAUUUUCCUUCUGAUUUAUGGAAACAUGUCUUCAACAUUUUCCACUACCGCAUACAAGAUCUUCGUGGAAGCUUUAGCCCCAUCCCCAUUCUACUGGAUCAUCUCAAUAUUGACAGUCAUUUCAGCUCUAAUUCCAUACUUUGCAUACAAUGCUAUUCAAACGCGGUUCUUCCCAAUGUACCACGGGAUGAUUCAAUGGAUAAGAUACGAGGGAAGGUCCGAGGACCCAGAGUUCUGCCAUAUGGUAAGACAGAGGUCAAUAAGGCCCACAACCGUAGGUUUCACUGCUCGUUCAUUGGCUAGAAGAGAUCCUUUCGAAGAGAAGAAAGAGCACAAUAGUAGCCAUAGAUAACACCUGAAUAGGUAUUCUCAGCAAAGACAUUAACUUUUGGACCUACAAAAAAACCACUGUCAAGCAGGAACUUGCUCAUUGUACAUGUUUCCCGAGCUGGUCCUGUACAUGACUACUGAUAUUGAAGCCACAACGUCGAGGUUCAAUUGGUGCUCAGCUAUAAUAGUAGAUAACAUGUCUGAAAUGAGCAAAGAUGUCUCAUGAGUUUGUAAAUUUUGCCAACUGGUAAUAUAUUUGUAAUUCUUUCAUUCUAUAUCCUGUAAUAUUGUUAAAAGUUUUUGUUGUUGAAUACCAGAAGCAGAAUAGCAGAUAAGCUACUUUUUCUAAUAGAAAGAGGAGUGGAUUUGUUUUGAGUUAUAAGACCCAAUGUGUACAUUUUUAUUUUAUUUUUUGCAAUAAAGAAUGAGCAUUUCUAGUUCAAAA